Molecule: messenger RNA, 738 nt
Organism: Dipodomys spectabilis (banner-tailed kangaroo rat)
Lineage: Eukaryota; Metazoa; Chordata; Mammalia; Rodentia; Heteromyidae
Gene: Tceal4
Product: transcription elongation factor A like 4
Source: RefSeq, a predicted model, not a curated record
AUGACGUCAAGUUUCCAUGGCAACCUCAAUGUGCUUUCCACCGGAAAUGCCCUCGUAAUGGGCCACAAGGACUUGGGACUAGGAAUUUUGCCCUUCUUCAUGGGUACUCACUUAGCACAAUUUUUUAUUUUGGAUUUGGUUGGUGGUGAUGGUGAAGACAAAUAUGAUAAAAAUGAAAUUCUGCAUCUGAGGCCAAAAAUGUUGACCAAGAAGAGAGGAAAGGAAAUGAUUCAUCCAGGAUUUAUUCAUUCCAUCAAAGUAAAGGCUCAGGCACUGCGAUUAAGUCUGGCUCCAAAGUCAGUGAAACUCUACAGCAAAAAUGAAGAAAUAUCUUGGAAAAAAGGAAAGAUGGUAAAUGAAGAAAAGCCGCAGGGUGGAAAACCAGAAGGGGCUUGUAUUCUGGAAGACAAAAGUGAAACUAGGGCUGCAAGAAAGCGCCCAGCUGAGGAUGACAUACCCAGGAAAGCCAAAAGGAAAACCAACAAGGGGCUGGUUCAGUAUCUCAAGGACUAUAAAGAGGCCAUACACGAUAUGAAUCUCAGCAAUGAGGAUAUGAUAAGAGAAUUUGACAAUAUGGCAAAGGUAAAGGAUGACAGGAGACAAAUCAGGCUGAAAUUAGGGGGCUUGUUUUGGAUGCAAAGAAAUCUAAAACCCCUUCUAACUAAGGGGCCCAAGGGAAUUCGGGGAGGGGGCUGCAGGGCACCCAGAAGGGGCACUGAAGACAUUCCUUAUGUAUAG